AUGCCAAAUCGUGAAUCGCAAGUCAAUGUGUCUUCAUUAGCUGUAUUGAGUCGUGCCAAUGACAUACCGGAUUAUAUCGGUAGUGCUGCAGUAGCAGUCACUAAUAAAGGUCUAGCUGUCUUUCACUUCGAAAAAUGGACAUUAGCACAACAAGCGGAACACUUUCAAAAAUUUCUUGAUCAACCAGGUAGACACGAUAAAUAUGGUCUCGUAUCUAGUUGUCAUAUGUCAUCUUGGGGCGAUAUUCGUACUUGCAUGAAAGGACCAAACGAUAAUGAUGGUCUUUGGACAUCAAUGUAUUUAGCAAGUAUUCUUGGCUAUCCUGGCCGUUCAUUUGCAAAACGUACUGAUUUUCCUCCUAGUCCUGACUGGUAUCCUUCUCCCAUUUAUUCCAAUCUACAAUUUAAAGGCGAUACGUCAUCGGAUGAAAUUGUAGGUCACGAAUUUGUCUAUCCACUCGUACGUGAUUUAUUGGCUGAAAAUGAUAAUGAGCGUCAACGAGCCUACAUACUCACGUUUAAUAUUACUAAUCAUAUUUUAACUCAUGACUGGUAUUUAAUGGGUGAAAAUCAUACACAUACAACAUGGGGCAUUUGGAAUCCGAUUCUGGUGAACGAUAAUGAUUUUUACCAGGAAAGUCGAGGCCUUAAUAGUCUUCAAAUAUUAGCUUUUCUAUUACAAACCUAUGCUUAUAGUGGCGACGAACGUUUUCUUGAUGGCGCCUAUCUUCUCACUGAAUCAUAUCAAUAUGAUGUCAACCUUAUCAAUGAAAAGACAAUUGCUGUUUGUGAUAAUAGUUUUUCCGAUGAUGAAUUAGCAUAUUUAUCAUAUUUUACACUAGUUCAUGCAUGUCAUUCAAUUACUUCAUCGAGUAGUCUAUCACCAAAACAGAAACAACAUGCACGAACAUUGAUUGAUCACUUAUUAGAAUAUAUGAAAGUUGGAUUAAAUCUAUCACAUAAAUACAAACAAAUGGAAAAAUCCCCAUUCUAUAACUUUAUCUAUUGUUAUGUUAGCGGUCAAGUCAAUCAAACUCGACGCCUAUUUAAAAAACACAAUUUAUCAUCUACGAAAUCGUCUGAUUUUGAUUGUCACUCAUUAUCCAAUGAUGGUAUAUGGUAUAUGCAACGUUGGCCACUUGAACUUAUCGAUUGGCAACAAUUCAAUAGUGAUCGAUUAGAUAUUCAAAUUAACGUACCAGCAGAGUGCAGUUCGAAACCAUCUUCAUUACAAAUGUUGCCGCCUGAUGAACGAUCUUCUAAGAAAUGGAAUGGAAAUAUCUAUGAUUUAGAUGAUGGUAGUGGAUUUAAUGAAGAUGAUCCAGCUGCUUUCUUAUUAAGUUAUUGGGGAAUGCGUUAUUUCAACUUAUUAGAAUAG
Molecule: messenger RNA, 1377 nt
Organism: Rotaria sp. Silwood2
Lineage: Eukaryota; Metazoa; Rotifera; Eurotatoria; Philodinida; Philodinidae
Source: the annotation of a GenBank genome assembly